UCCGACCGUGUUGUUAUUAGUUGAGAGUGCUUAUGGAUUGAUCGACGGGUAGUGGGAAGGUAUACGCAUAGCGCUGCCACAAAUCCUUGGAGGAAAUUGUCUAGUUUCUUUUGUUCGCGUUAUGGACACGUUGCUUGAAGCCGCCAAGUUCGUAGAAUCCUCCGCUCGAGGAACAUCGAAGGACGAUUCGGCAAUCGCACGUGUUCACUCUCCCUCCGUUCACACCGAAAGGAGAAGAGCAAUUUCGGAAUGUGAGCCCCUUGAGAGACGACGAAGACCUGGAGGGGCCGGGACAAGAGAAACGCACAACAAACUAGAGAAAAACAGGCGCGCGCACUUGAAAGAAUGCUUCGAUAUCUUGAAGAAAGAAGUUCCCUCGUUGGAAGACAAGAAAACAUCUAACUUAAACAUCUUGAGAAGUGCGUUGAAGCACAUACAGACCUUGAAGAAACGUGAACGUGAUUUUGAAGCAGAGAGAGACCUUCUGAAAGUCAGCAACAGCACCAGCAAGCAGCGAUUGUUAGUAUUGAAGAACGAGUUGAUCCUUGAACAGGAACUUAUAAAGGCUCCCUCGCAAGGAGGCAACGAUUCCAAGGCUUGCCAGCCUCUCAGUGAGACAACAUCGGUGCAGACCGAGGUAAAAGUGAAAAGCGAAGAAAAACAAACCUCACCAGUUUCCGUUGCAACUCAGACCUCGUUCACCUCUGGUGAGGAAUCUGAUGUAGAUGGCACCAGUGUGAAAGUGGAAGCUGUCACUAACGGAGAGGUGGAGCACUCCAACGUAGAGAAGCAUGAGAAGGAAGCUUCUGAGGACGACGAAGAUGAAGACGUAGACGUGGAAGGAGAAAUUACAGACGACAACACUGAGGACGUGGAUGCCUCGGUGAAAGCGGAGGUGGCGAGGUUACCAGACCCUGUGCUUUCGUCUGGAAAAGUCUCUUCAUCCAAGAGGAAAGCAGCAGCUGGAGAUGAUGGCAAUAAAUUGGAGGCCAAAAAGACCAACAUCAAAUGCUGCGCACGUGUCAGCUGCUAAGCACGAUACUUAACAAAAUAUUUGAUGAGGUCAUGGCCAAUCUCACUGUUGUGUCACUCAGUGACCAGAUCUUGCAUACCAUGUAUGGCUACUAAGGGGAAGUGUGGUUAGGUACCAGAUCUGCAAUGCAGGUUGAAACGUUGUAAUUUAAAUAUCUCUUUAUCUAGGUAUUGGGGUUUUCUGUUGUGUACGUGAAGAUUUCUUUUAGGUUCUCUCUUAGCCCCUGUAGCUUGAGCUUUGAUGGCCGAGCGCGAGUAGUCGAUGGCGUGUUAAGACACGUGUAUUCCUUCAAAUCAACUUCAAGCGUUUUGCUGUUUGCUCGUUUGUAGCCGUCUGGCAAGUUUCUUAGAUAUCACUUGCAAGGGAGGGAAACAGUUUUAAAGGGUUGAGAGGGUUGUUAUCUUUUCGAAAAUAGGGUAUUGCAUCGGGUCUAAGGUUCUUGGACCAAAAGAAAAAAUGAGGAAUGUUUGGUUUCAGUUAAGUUUAGUUUUAACUCAGUAACGGCUCUUCAGCAUAGCUGGAAAACAGCGUUGCAAUUUGAUUUAGUGUUGUUUCAGAUGUGUUGCUAAGCGACGCGGCCUAACGUUAUAACGUCAUGCAGCUGUAACGCGGGUGAAAAACUCCCAGUUUCUCGACUGCUUGUACUUCAGUUUGACUAAAUGGCGGUCAUCAUUACUCUUCGAUUCAGCCAUUUUCUAGAGAUGUUCAAGCCUCGUUUGUCAGUGUUAAGUGUAUUUAAGGUGUUUUAAAAGUAGGCGAACAGUUGAGUAAAGAACUUCCACUAAAGGAUUGUUCAAACGACUGAUAACAUUCCAUCCAAAAUUCUACUUAUUAUAACGAUCGUUGUACAGGGUUCUUUCGUCACGGACGGCCCUCUGCGUGGCAUUAUUUUCCAUAACGCAAUUGGCUCUGCUCAGGGUAUAUCUUGCUCUGAUUACAUUGAUUCGUUAAGAAAUGUCGUUCUUUCUCGUCGCAUCAUGACUCCAUGACAAUGGUUUGGAACAAACCCAAACCAAAAACGAAGUAUUAAGGAUUAUCCCAGAAUCAUUAACCCUUAAGUGAGAAAUAGUUGUUGGGAUUUUCAUAUAACACUAAUGAUGUCGACCCUUCCACCCCUCUUAUUUUAGUAGUAUCGAGUGAUACUGCUAAAGUAUUGUUUAGUAAGACCGUGCUAUUUAAGGAUACGCCAAGAACUCUCUUGUACGAUUGACGAGAGAACUGUUUAUUUUUUUCAUGUUCUAACCUUGUGUGGAAAGCUAUAUGUGAAGAAAUAGCUUUAAACCCACAAGGUGCAUGUACAAUUUGUGAUGUCUAAUUUUAAUUUCACUGAACAAAUUUACAAGUGGCGUGAUUCAAAAGAAAUCUCCUGAGCGGUGUCUCAUUUUGUGGCCAAGUACCGUUCCGUGUAUGACGAAUUCAACGCCUUUGAGCGGUGCCUAUAUGAAGUACCGUUUACUGCAGAUGACAGAGUACUUGAGAAGGUUCUUCGUUAGUCCCCUGUAUGUCGCUCUGAGUGACUCAAAUUGAAAAAAAAUCCUUUAGGGUAACCAUAGUGGACGCUUGUGUGGUACUGUUGAUCUUUUUUGACGUGGAGUUAUUUUUUUAAGUUUUAGACUUUGAGUGAAACAGUGCGAAUCCUUAAAGAUCCCAUGUUUUAAAAAAAAGCAACAUUUCCUAUCUAGACCUUGUGCAUUUAUGAAAUAAUAUACUGCCUCGGUGUAUGUUAGGAAGAAAGGAGGUGGAGAAGUAGUAGUUGCUACUAUGUAGCUUUAGAGGGGUCUGUAAAUGAGACUGCUGUGAAUAAACAGGCCGUAUUUGUCCAUUUUGGGACAGUGA
Stylophora pistillata is the source of this 2869-nucleotide messenger RNA. Its product is annotated as max-interacting protein 1. The record is from RefSeq and is a predicted model, not a curated record. Gene Ontology annotation, molecular function: RNA polymerase II cis-regulatory region sequence-specific DNA binding; protein dimerization activity; DNA-binding transcription factor activity, RNA polymerase II-specific. Gene Ontology annotation, biological process: regulation of transcription by RNA polymerase II. Lineage: Eukaryota; Metazoa; Cnidaria; Anthozoa; Scleractinia; Pocilloporidae.